UACUCUUUUCGAAGUUCCAAAUCUGGACUAUAAGGGCCGGCUAAGCGUCCUUUAUUCCGCCCCGGAGACUUUUCAUUUAUCUAGCUGCCCUAGAGACCAAAGAGCUAGGGAGAGUACGCCCCUUCCCCCACUCCCCGCCCGGCAGCCAAGCCUGGCUUAAAAACCUUCGCCACCGGGCGGCGGAAUUACAAAGGAGGCCGUCUGGCUCCUUUGUCCUGGAUUUGGGAGUUGAGCGCCUUCGUCGCCAUUGGCUUUCCUCCCCCAGCUCCAGCCUCUCUCAUCUUGGGAAUCUGCGUCAGAAGUCACUCGCAGUCCCGCCGGCCCAGUGGCUGCUUCUGAAUGUUAUAUAUAAAAAAAUUAUACUUUACAAGCAACAAGCAUGAAAGCAGGCUACCAGCAAUUUUGAGAGCUUGCAGAAACAGCUUGCAAGGAAAAUGAAGCUCCCUAUUUUCAUAGUAGAUGCAUUCACAGCAAAAGCAUUUCAUGGGAAUCCUGCUGCUGUGUGCCUCCUAGAAAAUAAAUUGGAUGAAGACAUGCAUCAAAAAAUUGCAAAGGAAAUGAAUCUCUCUGAAACUGCUUUUAUCCAAAAACUACACCCAACUGACAACUUUACACAAAGUUCCUGCUUUGGAUUAAGGUGGUUUACACCAGUGAGUGAGGUUCCUCUCUGUGGCCACGCUACCCUGGCUUCUGCAGCUGUGCUGUUUCACAAAAUAAAAAACAUGAAUAGCACCCUAACCUUUGUCACUCUGAGUGGGGAACUAAAGGCCAGAAGAGAAGAGGACGGUAUCGUCCUGGACCUGCCUCUUUAUCCAGCCCAUCCCCAGGACUUCCAUGAAGUGGAGGAAUUGAUAAAGACUGCCAUAGGUGACACACUGGUUCAGGACAUCCGCUAUUCCCCAGAUACCCGAAAGCUCCUGGUCCGGCUCAGUGAUACUUACAACAGGUCGUUUCUGGAGAGCCUGAAAGUGAACACACAGAAUCUGCCGCAAGUGGAAAACACGGGGAAGGUGAAAGGACUCAUUCUCACCAUCAAGGGAGAGCCUGAUGGGCAGACUCAAGCGUUUGACUUUUACUCCAGAUAUUUCACUCCAUGGUUUGGUGUGGCUGAAGACCCCGUAACAGGGUCUGCACAUACUGUUCUCAGCAGCUACUGGUCCCAGCAACUGGGGAAGAAAGCCAUGCACGCCUUUCAGUGUUCCAGCCGGGGAGGAGAAUUGAAGAUUUCCCUGCGUCCUGAUGGACGAGUUGACAUCAAGGGAGGUGCUGCUCUUGUUUUAGAGGGCAUGCUGACGGCCUAGAUGCGCUUGUGCGCGAUGCUGCAAUCUUGACUUACCAAGCAUUUUCCGCGUAGAAAGAAAUGUAAGGGGCUGCUUUGAAUAAAGUUUGCAUAGUAGUCUACUUAAUCCUCACCUUAGACAUAGAACAACAAAGACAUAUUAAUGGAAAUUUAAUAAUGCUUCCUGACUAGUUAACUAAUGGAGUUUUGGCUCUACCUGUGAGUAUAUUUGAAAUGUAAGUAACCAAUAAUGAAGAAUAAUGUUGUCACCUUUGAUUAUGAGCACCAAGCAGAAAAUGAGGAACAAAUUUAUGGGGAGUAAGAUCAAACCAUUUAAGCUUAGGUGUACCAGACAGACUAUUUCGCAGCCAUUGAAAAGACCCAAUAACUAUGAGGAAAUAUAAAAAAAAAAAUUCAUGAUACAAUACCAAGAAAGAAAAUCACAGUAGAGUAUAAACUGUUAGCAAUGUUAUGCUGUGUCUGUGGAGAAUACGAAUUUAUAUAGACAAAGAUGGAUCAUGAAGAUAGAAAAGUGAAAAGAGUUCGCGUGUGGAGGGUAAGAUUGGAGUAAUUUUAAUGUACCUAAAAAGUUAUUUUCUCCAUUGGGACACACUCAUGCUUAAUAACUAAAAAUCAGGACAUGUAACUAAAUAACUAAAAAGCCCAGAAAUUUUUUAAAAUGUAUGUGUGAUAGAGUGGUAGUAAAAUUAAACAUGAAAAGUAA
Molecule: messenger RNA, 2003 nt
Organism: Balaenoptera acutorostrata (minke whale)
Lineage: Eukaryota; Metazoa; Chordata; Mammalia; Artiodactyla; Balaenopteridae
Gene: PBLD
Product: phenazine biosynthesis like protein domain containing
Exons: 11
Coding region: 435-1301 (288 amino acids)
Biological process (GO): biosynthetic process
Cellular component (GO): cytoplasm
Molecular function (GO): isomerase activity
Source: RefSeq, a predicted model, not a curated record